ACUAGUUUAGUUUACAAUGGCGACGACCCCAGUUCCUCAAGAUCAAAGAAAGCGCGCUUAGAAGAGGCAUUGGAGCGAAGGUUUGCCGUUGCCAAAGCCGAGCUUCUUCAACAACAGAAGAAGAAGAAAAAUAAGACAUUUGUUGAGGAAGAUGGAAAAGGAACUCCUAGCAGUAAUUCUUCUUUUCUCAACACUCGCAUCUCAACUCCCUCCAAUUCCUCAUCAAAGAAAGGAAAUUUUCCUUUCUUGGGUCCCUCUAGUUUGCAAGAUGUUGAAGAAAGUGGUGAAGUGUAUUCCAAGCUUUCGGAACCAAUACAUGAGAAUUUGCUACCUGCUAAUUCCAAGUUUUCCAACAAAAAAGGAAGCAUGGCUGAUAAGAUAUUGCAUGAGCUUCUUCAAGGUGGGGAUUCAGCUCAGAAAUAUAUGCAAGGAUCUAGAAGCAUCAAAUUAGACAAUUGGAUCCUUCUUGAUAAUUUAGUGAAAGGGCGAGUUAUGUCUACUGGCUCUCAAAUCAGGGCUUUGAAGACCCACUCUAAGCGCUGUAAAAGACAUAUGUCGAUGAAGCAACUUAAGAAAUCCGGAAUACUUAAACUGCCUCAAGAUAAACAAAAGUUUGAUACAUUUAAACCAAUGCAUGAAAUGUGGAAAGGCUGCAUGAGUCAACUUCUUAAAACUACUGGGAAAAAUCAGUUGGCUCAAUGUAUUAUUGGUGCGGAUCUACAUGGUGCCCUCAUUCUAGUGGCCGAGUGCAAGGUAACUAGUUUCACUGGAGUGAGUGGCAUUAUGAUUCGUGAAACUGCGGAAACAUUUGGUAUAUUAACCCAGGACAAUAAAUUCAAAGUUGUGCCCAAAAAGUUAUCAAUCUUCAUAUUCCAAGUUGACUGCUGGAAAAUUACAUUACAAGGUGAUAAACUCACUUCGAGAAACUUGAGUUUGUGAUGUUUUGAUAUUUAUAUUAAAUAUCCCAUUAUAGGUUUUCCGUUUUCACUCAAGUUCAGAUAGGAGACUGUUAAAGUAACUCUUUUUUAAUCAUAUUGAUAUCAAGAGAAUAUACUAAAAAGAAGAGUUGUGGCGCUGAGGCAAUGUACAGUUCCUUUACAAUUCUAAGUUUAGAGAAAGUUGUUUUUUUGCCUAUGUCCUCUAA
Molecule: messenger RNA, 1144 nt
Organism: Hibiscus syriacus
Lineage: Eukaryota; Viridiplantae; Streptophyta; Magnoliopsida; Malvales; Malvaceae
Product: ribonuclease P protein subunit p29-like
Exons: 8
Biological process (GO): rRNA processing; tRNA 5'-leader removal
Cellular component (GO): ribonuclease MRP complex; ribonuclease P complex
Molecular function (GO): ribonuclease P RNA binding
Source: RefSeq, a predicted model, not a curated record